AUUUGUAAGCCGAUCCGCCGCCCAAAGCCAUCAGCAAUCCUUAGCAUAGGGGCACACACUCAUGCAUUCCUGUCAAGUCAUCUUGUGAAAGGCUGCCUGCUUCCAGCUUGGCUUGGAUGUGCAACCUUAAUAAAACUCACUGAGGUCUGGGAGAAAAUAGCAGAUCUGCGGCAGAUAGGGUAGAGGAAAGGGGCUAGCAUAUGUACUCGCAGCUGACUCGGGCAGGCUCCACGCUGAACGGUUACACAGAGAGGAAACAAUAAAUCUCAGCUACUAUGCAAUAAAUAUCUCAAGUUUUAACGAAGGAAACUAUCAUUACAGUAAAAAAAAAUUUUUUUUAAAGUAACAUUUUAGAACAAAGCUAACAAAUGGCUAGUUUUCUGUGGAUCUUCAAACGCUUUCUUUAAAGGGGGAAAGAGUCAAACAAGCAGUUUUUACCUGAAAUAAAGAACUAGUUUAAAGGUCAGAAGAGAGGAGCAAGCUUUGCAGGAGGCACGGAAGGCGAGCGCUGGCAGUACAAUGACAGUUUUCCUUUCCUUAGCAUUCUUUGCUGCCGUUCUGACUCACAUAGGGUGCAGCAACCAGCGCCGAAGUCCAGAAAACGGAGCGAGAAGAUAUAACCGGAUUCAACAUGGGCAGUGUGCCUACACUUUCAUUCUUCCAGAACACGACGGCAACUGCCGUGAGAAUGCAGCGACAGAGCAGUACAACACGAAUGCUCUGCAGAGGGAUGCGCCACACGUGGAGCCGGAUUUCUCUUCCCAGAAACUUCAGCAUCUGGAGCAUGUGAUGGAAAAUUAUACUCAGUGGCUGCAAAAACUUGAGAAUUACAUUGUGGAAAAUAUGAAGUCGGAGAUGGCCCAGAUACAACAGAAUGCGGUUCAAAACCACACGGCCACCAUGCUUGAGAUAGGAACCAGUCUCUUAUCUCAGACUGCAGAGCAGACCCGAAAGCUGACAGAUGUUGAGACCCAGGUACUAAAUCAAACAUCUCGACUUGAAAUACAACUACUGGAGAAUUCCUUAUCAACAUACAAGCUAGAGAAGCAACUUCUUCAGCAGACGAAUGAAAUUCUGAAGAUCCAUGAAAAAAACAGUUUGUUGGAGCAUAAAAUCUUAGAGAUGGAGGGAAAACACAAAGAAGAGUUGGACACCCUGAAGGAGGAGAAAGAAAACCUUCAAGGCUUGGUUACUCGGCAAACCUUCAUUAUCCAGGAAUUAGAGAAGCAGCUAACCAGAGCCACCAGCAACAACAGCGUCCUUCAGAAGCAACAACUGGAACUCAUGGACACCGUACACAACCUUGUCAGCCUUUGCACUAAAGAUGGUGUUUUGCUAAAGGGAGGGAAAAGAGAAGAAGAGAAGCCAUUUCGAGACUGUGCAGAUGUGUAUCAAGCUGGUUUUAAUAAGAGUGGAAUCUACACUAUUUAUUUUAAUAAUAUGCCAGAACCCAAAAAGGUAUUUUGCAAUAUGGAUGUGAAUGGGGGAGGUUGGACUGUAAUACAACACCGUGAAGAUGGAAGUCUGGAUUUCCAAAGGGGCUGGAAAGAAUAUAAAAUGGGUUUUGGAAAUCCCUCUGGUGAAUACUGGCUGGGGAAUGAGUUUAUUUUUGCCAUAACUAGUCAGAGGCAGUACAUGCUGAGAAUCGAGCUGCUGGACUGGGAAGGGAACAGAGCCUACUCACAGUACGACAGGUUCCACAUCGGAAACGAAAAGCAGAACUACAGGUUAUAUUUAAAGGGUCACACGGGGACAGCAGGCAAACAGAGCAGCCUGAUCUUACACGGUGCUGAUUUCAGCACAAAGGAUGCGGAUAAUGACAACUGUAUGUGCAAAUGCGCCCUCAUGCUAACAGGAGGUUGGUGGUUUGAUGCAUGUGGCCCCUCCAAUCUAAAUGGAAUGUUCUACACUGCGGGGCAGAAUCAUGGAAAACUCAAUGGGAUAAAGUGGCACUACUUCAAAGGGCCCAGUUACUCCCUGCGUUCUACAACCAUGAUGAUCCGGCCCUCGGACUUUUGAAAGCACUGUGCCAGUAUGAGAAAACUGCAAAGACAUCUGGGGAUGCUCCCAGGGGGGAAAGCUUUCUGGAAGCUUCAGAAAGAAACAGCAUUGAUUCCCUUCCAGCAGCAAGUGGUUAUGUGACGUCACCAGGGUUCUUGACUAUGGAUUUGGAGCCUAUUGACUUCAAGAGAGUCUGCGCUUGGUUCACCGUGUUUAUGCGGAGAGAACGCCACCCGUUGCCAUGCUUUGAAAAGGGAGAAACUGCUCAGCUCGCAGCUCUUUGAAGUGCUACUGGAUCAGAUUUUUGAACCUCUAACUCACAGGGGAUA
Acomys russatus (golden spiny mouse) is the source of this 2330-nucleotide messenger RNA. It is a transcript of the gene Angpt1, whose product is annotated as angiopoietin 1. Gene Ontology annotation, biological process: Tie signaling pathway; angiogenesis. Gene Ontology annotation, molecular function: receptor tyrosine kinase binding. Lineage: Eukaryota; Metazoa; Chordata; Mammalia; Rodentia; Muridae. The record is from RefSeq and is a predicted model, not a curated record. Bases 520 to 2019 code for a protein of 499 amino acids. The transcript has 9 exons.